Phasianus colchicus (ring-necked pheasant) is the source of this 10895-nucleotide messenger RNA. RefSeq names its product euchromatic histone lysine methyltransferase 1 (gene EHMT1). Lineage: Eukaryota; Metazoa; Chordata; Aves; Galliformes; Phasianidae. The record is from RefSeq and is a predicted model, not a curated record. Gene Ontology annotation, cellular component: chromatin; nucleus. Gene Ontology annotation, biological process: peptidyl-lysine dimethylation; negative regulation of transcription by RNA polymerase II. Gene Ontology annotation, molecular function: zinc ion binding; histone H3K9 methyltransferase activity; p53 binding.
GGCUCUGCUCGGCUCCACCACCACCACCGGCUGGCUUCGUGCUGCCUCCUGUGGAUUGGAAAAUCCAGGCCUCGGCUGCCUGGCGAGCCUCCAUGCAGCAGGGACCUGGUGAGCUCCAGGGUGGUGGCCCCGAGGAGCCGGGCUGGUCGCCAGCACUGCAGGGAGUGCUGGGCUAAGCCUUCCCCACGUGAGGCACUAAUUAUUGUUAAUGGGAAGCCUCGUGGGGCACGGACCUGCUCACUGCUCUGAGAUCUGUCUGCAAUCGUAGGAAGGCGAAGGAACGUCAAACUCCAGCUCCCUUCCUCGGUCUGCAUUCCAAGGGUUGCAAACAAAUCUUGCCAAAUCAGCUCUUCCAAAUUUGCAAGGAAAGGAGGGAAUCUGUGUGUCUGUUCCUUUGGCUGAGAUUAGCUUUUAUUCAUGCGCUGCUUUCUGGGUUUAACACGUUGGUGAAUGGUUUGUGAAAGGAGCGGGGCCAUGUGUGAGGCUGGGCUGGUGCACUGUGUGCGUGGCUGCAGCCCUCUCCAGCCCCAGUCACCCACCCUGGUGCCAGCAGGCUGUGCUGGAAGGUGCCAGCGAACCCACUGCAGAUCUGGGCUCUCCACGCCUGUACCAGAGAGCUGCAGGGAAGAUGUGGCUUUGUGCCCCAUGGCAAAGGUGCUGUUGGGCAUCCCUGGUGCUGUUGGUGUGGUUUGAGCAAAGGUGAGGCGUGCUGCAUCAGGGCGUCGUGCAGGCUGUGGUGUUGUGAAGUUAUCACUUUUAUUAGCAGAACACUCUGCAGCCUUCAGUCUGUGUGCAGCAAGGCUGGCUGGCUCCUCAGGACAACCCUGCUGCUUUUCAUCACGCAGAUCAGCACAUGGAGGAGAGCGGCACACACGUUUUUAUUUUAUGGCUCUGUCCCAGGUGACGGCCUCACACGCUCAGGUCAGUCUGCAUGAUGAGUCACAUCGCUGCAUCUUUGUUGCCUGGCUCCACAUUGCUGGCAUACCCAGAGCUUCCAGCGCCUUCUCUGGGCAAUCAGGCAGGGCAGGACCCAGCCCAGGCCAACAGGCAGCUCAGCUCCCAUGUGGGGACCAGCUCGGUAGAGGCUGGUUUUGGCAGUCCCAGCAGAAAGCCAGCUUGAGUCCAUGCAUCCUGGUGAUGCAAACUGCAUUCUCUGUGAAUGGAUGCUGGCUUGUUUGCGGUUGGGUGAAUGCACAAAGAGAAGCGUUUAUGUAAAAUAAAUGGCAUUGUAAUCGUACAUGGAAAGUAAAAGGUUUUGAUUUAUUUUGGCUCAGAUGGGGGCUGCGUUUACAGCUUUUCCAAUUUGAUCCCAGUGGCUUUUCCUCCUCGCGUGACUCUGGCACUGGAAUCAUCUGUGUCCUGUGUUUUCAUGUAUGGUCUGGCUCCCGUGAUGAGGAAAUUUGAUUAAACAGUUUGGGAUGCUGAAAACCACUGGGGUAAUAAUUUCUUAUUGUGCUUGUGUGAAAGGUGUAAGGUAGCCUUAAAGACCCACUGCCACCUUAUGGCAGUUGCUGAAAGCAGCCUCAUCUGAGCCAAUUCUGUACGCACAUCAUGCUUGCUUUAUUUCUCUGCUCUUCUUAACUAGUGAUAUUUGCAUGAAGGCAAGAGCUUUGUUUUUAGAGAGUUCAUCUGCUCCUUCUGUUCCUUGCAGCAAUGUAUAAUGUCAGUGGAAUCGCUUAUAGAGCCAUCAACUGUGGUGCUGCGAUGCAGGAGUUCAUGAUUUGGGGAGGGAGAGAAAAGCACCACGAAGAGCUCAUUCUCUCCCAAUGAAGAGCGUGCUUAUUUUCACGUGAAUGCCCUAAUGCUUUAAAAAAAAGAGGUGUGAGGUCAAAGAACAGGGAGCCUCGGAGCACGUGAGGCUGGUGGGCAGAGCCCUGGUGUUCCAGCAACGCAGUGCAGCAGAAGCGAGGUUGAAUGUGAGCGGCCAUUUUCCUGCUGCUCUGCUGGCAGAGGACUGCUAAUAAGCAGCGUGGCUUUGUGCUGCUCCCAUCCCACCUCCCAGCCCCCAAACAACCCCAUAAACCGUUUGUUGAGCAAACUGGGAGCGUGGCUGAUGCAGAAAGCUUGCUUGCUGUUGCUGAGAUGGGCUGUGCAAGCAAUGUUUGCAAAGGCUGCAUUUGUUAACGGAAGAAGCUCUUGACGUGCAAUAGCUGAAUGAAGGGGAGAAAUGGUGUUUUCUGCUUUCCAAAAUAGAAGGAGCCACGGUUACUAUAAGUUAAAGCUGAAGGAGUUUCUAAUUGGGAACUGUUAGGACUACAGUAUGUUCUGAAUUAUAGCUGUCUGGCCAAUAUGCUUCUAAAUAAAGUUACAGAAUUGCCCCCAAAAAUGAAAUAACUCAGCACAUGUUCUUAUCAAACAUAGCAACAUCUUCCAUAGGGCUUACCUCUCUACAUCUUUUGCGACAGCAUCUUUUUUUUUCUUUUUCUUUUUUUCCCACUUUAAUUUUUUUAAUCCCCUUUUUGGGGUAUGUGAUGUACUCAACACAGUGUCCCGGGGAACAUUUCGUGUUGUCUAUUAACGAAAGGCAGUUUGCUGAAACUAAAUGCAGGAGGAGGGGAGAUGGCUUGAAAAGAUUUUGGGUAAAAAGAAAUAAAUAACAUUCAGGCUUUGAAAGGUGGAGAAAGCUGCGAUUCCAGAAGUGUGCAUUAAUGAGCGAAUGCUGCUUCAGAGCUGUUAGCUGAGGUUGGAUGUGGACAUUUCGGCUCCCUCAGAGGAUGCUGAGGACAAUCAGUGCGUCCUGGGAAUGGGCACUCUGCUUAGGAAGUGGUGUAAAUAGUCACCGAGGGGGGAUGGAGGCGUUGUAAGAGCUUGCGGCCGAGCAGAGCAGCGCUUCUUAGCAGAGCAAAAGAACUCGGGAUUCCAGCAGCAGUGCUCUCUGUAUAUCCAGAGCCCUUUAUUGGGAGUGGUUUGUUCUGUUGUGUUUGUGGGAUAACUUCUGAGGAGGCCCCAAAGGAGCUUCAGUUGUGAGCAGGUGGAGGGUCUGAGCUGAAAGAGGAACCUGACGAAAAUGAGGAGAACCCCCUGCGUUUUGCAGGGCUAAAUACUGUUCUUCCUAUAGAAAGCAACAUCUCCCCUUGCCUCCUGCUUGUGUUUCCGCUGCAAGGGAGCUGUGAAAAUGCCAUGUGUAAUGGUGUAAUUAAGCAAAAGCCCUCAGGAACCUACUGUCCUUUGUGCUGUGCCGCUGCCUUCGUCUUGGAAACGUGAGGUUUCUGAAAGGAGUUUUCAAGCUUUGAGUGGGGGAACCAAGGCCAGGAGGCUCAGUGUCAGCAUAGCGGGUGUCUGUGUGGGCCCUGCUAGGAUGUCUUUGGAAAUGGGGAAUGCUAAGCUGUCCAGCGUGCUUUGGUGAAGAAACUGGUGAGGAGUCCUUGGGGCAGAUAAAGGGGAACGCUUCACGGAGUGUGGGCUGCUGUUAUCUCACAUGCUGAGCAAACCCCCUUCCUCAGCCAUUUCAGAGACACGUUUCAUUUUGCAGCAGAGGGGAAGGCAGGCCAGUGGGCUUCUGCAGACAGCAAGUUCCUGAAUGGUUAAACUGUGCAUCCUUCCAACGUGCCAGCCUGCGUCACGGGUCGGGGGGGAAGGCUUCCUGUCUUGUGGGAACUGCUUGGGAGAGGGCUUAGAUCUUCAGGAAAUGGGGAGAUGGGGCUGUGACCCCGCGGAGAUGCUGGCAUGGUGCGGAUCCAAGGAUUGGUUGUUGGACUGCCUGCACCAGGCUGAGCUGUGUGGUUGUUUAACAGAUCUUCAGUACGUUCAGGGCUGAACGUGAGAUGUGCAGAGUGUCUCUGGGUGCUUCUGCUCUCGGUGUAUUUUUAACCUCAGCAGUAAAAACAUCUGUAGUAUUGGGGUGCGGUGGGGAGCGCAGGAAGAGAGAGCUGCAGGAUGGGUCCCUGUCCUUUUCUCUCUGAAAAGGGACGUUGGCUGUGGUCCCUCAUUGGUUUUGCAUUUAGAAAUAUCUUUGUUUCUGUGUUUUAAAUGAAAGCUUGGUAAUCUCAUGCUGCAAGGGAAGGCGGCACUCCUAUAGAGCCAUCUUUGGUUUGAAGCACAGUAUUCUUUUGAUGCUGUGGAUAAUACAACUCAAGUCUGUGUAGUCGUUCUUAUUGCUUUUGUUUUGAGAUUUUUGGGGUUGUCUCCAAUUACUUACCUCUCUGCCUUUCAGUGAUUGAUAGGAAGGCCAGCAAAAUCUCAUUUUAUGUAUAUUAAAACUUAAAGUUUACAUCAAGCAAAAACCCAGUGGCUGAAAGAGAGAUCCUUGCUUUCUACUGUCACCUCAAAUAUUCAUUCCCUAUGAAUUUCAGUCAUCUCAAUUUAGCCUUGUGUGUUUUAACUGUUUAGUAGUGAAACUUCUCUAGAGUGCAGAGAGAAAAAUAGUGUCACUGUAGCUGAAGCAGACCCAGAGGAGCUCUCCUGCUGCUUUAACUAUCGCUGCUUUGCAAAUGUGCAAGGACACAGUGGUGAAGUAGCUGCUUGGUCUCUGAUGCUGACACAAUAGCAGGACAUGCUGGCGCUGCUCAGCAGAGGAGAGGAGGGAAUGGGUUGAGCAGAGCAGGCGUUGGCUUCAUGCUUGUGCUGGAGGUGUGAGUUUGGAUGCCUGCUUUUCAUGCAUGUUGCAAAGCAAAUAAAAUCAUUGGGCUUCUCAAAACCUCGCCAUGGAUUUCUCUGGCUUUUUCCCCCGCUCUGUACAGGCAGUUCCCUGCCCCCAACAGCCCACUACAACGCACUACACUGAGCUCGUCUUCAUUGUAACAGUUAGCCUUUAAGACAAUCAUCUUCUGUGUUCUGAUUUCAUGGAAAAUAGCUUUGCUUUGGCCAAGAGCAGCCAGGAGGUGCCACAGCCCAUGUCUGAGUUUCCUCUUCCUCCUCGCCUCCUCUGGCUGGGUUCUCCCUCCCGCCCCACACGGGCAGCCCUGCAGCGAUGGGGCACCCCACUGCCAGCCCCACUGCCAGCCCCACUGCCAGCCCCACUGCCAGCCUUCUGCUUGCAUCUUUUCCAGCCCUGCUCUGCCUGCAAAUGUUCCUGCACAUCGCUUGGGUUUCUCCGGGAGCAUGAGCAGAUGCAAACGUUGCCAAGAGUUUGUGCUUAAUUGUUAAGGAGAACAGAGACAAACUACUUUUAUUUUGAAGCUAAAACGUUCUUUUAUCUUGCUGGCUAGGCCAGAUGUAUCAUAUGGUUUGACAUAGGCUGAGCUCAGAGCUACUGCACCUCGCAGUGCACUCGCUAUCACUUCAUUAUGUUUUCCCCCCUCUUUUUAAUGAUUGUGGCUGUGGUAUGCUUUUAAGGUUGGCUGUACCAGGUCAUGUUGUAUUAUAAAUCCUCACAGAGGAAGCCAGCACCCCUUCAGAUCAGCAGGUCACAUCUCAAAUCCUCUUGCAGUUGGACACUGCGCAUUUAACCAGUUUAACCCGUGUGCCUUCGUCCCCCUCCUCACGGGUCAGCCCCUUGAUGAAGCAGUACAAAAGCAUCACAGGGAUGUCCCUGUGCCACACCGCGUCCCUCCCCAUCCCUGCUCCCCUUGCCUUUUUUUUUUGUGGACAAGGGCUACUCUUGAAGGCCACUGAAACAGAACACAUUCUGGGUUUAAAAGGCUUUUUUUUUUCCAGGCAAGCGAUCAGUUUGAGGCCUGGCACCCUGUCAGAAAGUUGACAGAUGAUCUGCAUUACCGGGGCGUCCCCGGGAUGCCCGGGCUGAUCGCCGCUCCAAUGGACGCUGGAGCCUGCAGGUUCUCUGUGAAAUGGCUGCAGCUUGGAGGGAGCAGUGAAAUGGUCUCCUCUGGGCAUGCUCACUCUGUAGAGGGAGCUUUUAUCACAUGAGCAGAAACUGAAUCACUGCUCAUGAGGAUCUGGAAUAUGCAACUCUUUGAGUCUUCCCCAGGAGAAGACCACAGAUGUCUGCAGCAAACAGUGCUGAGUAAGGGAGAGACAAGGAAAGACGCCUGCAUGAAGACUGAACUGCUGAAAGAUAUCACCAACAACAAGGAGGAAGGGUUCAAUGCCAUGGCUGCGGAUGAAAGUGCUACAGAAAAGCAAGUGGGGGAACCAAAAAUGGCUGUAGAUGGUGAAACCAACGGUUCCUGUGAGCACGGCGAGGCUGGGAGCCACCCAAACCCAGCGAAAAACACUCAGGACAAUACGAAAGUGAGCCAGCAGGACUCUAGUACUAAAUUAAAUAGGAUAGCAGAAAAUGGCAUUUCUGAACGAGACGGUGAGACUGGGAAGCAAAACCAUAUGAAAGCUAAUGACUUCACACAGACUUCUCUAACAGGGAGCAAUGGAUAUAUUCUAACCAAGCAGAUGGCGCAGGAGCAACCUCUAAGGACUACCAGCACCUUUGCUUCUCUCACUGGCCAUGCUGCAAAAACCCUUCCAGGAGGAGCAAGCAAAGGGAGAACUGUGGGCACCUUUUCUCAGAUGCAAGCCACGAUGCCAACCAAGCUCGGGGAGGGCAGUAAGGACAUGGAUGCUAAAAAAGCCACUGCUGCUAAUGCUGAAGUCAAGGUCCACAGAGCACGGAAGACAAUGCCUAAACCCACCCCUAGCCUGGAAUUGCUUCCUGAAUUGGGAUCGAAGCUGAAUCUUAAACAGCAUGCAAGUAAAGACCCCAAAGAUGGGAGAGACAGCAGAGAUCAAAAAGAACCUAAAGAGGAAGGCAACAAAAACAUCCUGGAGUUUGGGAAGCCGUUGCCAUUGCCCUCUCUCCCGGGCCUUCACCAGUCACUACCUCAGAACCAGAGCUAUGUGGCCACCUCCAAGUCGCAGACGGCUGCUGCAGUAUCUCGAAAGAAAAAACGGAGAAUGGGAACCUAUAGCCUGGUUCCCAAGAAAAAGACCAAAGUGUUAAAACAGAGAACAAUGAUUGAGAUGUUUAAGAGCAUAACUCAUUCCUCUGCGGGUGCCAAGAGUGAAAAGGAGCUAGGUGAUGUCAGCCCUCACGUGAAUGGGGAGAGCAUAGAUGUAGACUCUGAAGAGGAAGACUCUGAUGAGUUGGAAGAUGAGGACGAUCACGGAGCAGAACAGGCAGCUGCAUUUCCUGCAGACGAUAACAGGACCUCUAAAGACAGCGCGUCUGACGCAGACAAUGUCAGAAAGAUUGAUGAUGGCGACUCUGAGGAGGAACAAGAGUCUGCAGAGUCUGGAGAGGAUGAGGAGGAUGGAGAUGAAUCUGACUUGAGCUCGGAGUCCAGCAUCAAGAAGAAGCUGCUGAAGAGGAAAGGAAAGACAGACAGCCCAUGGCUGAAACCCACCCGCAAGAGGAGACGGAGGAAUAAAAAGAAACAAGCCAAUGUGCUAGGUGCUGAAGCCUAUAAAUCAUCGUUAGGAGGCAGAGAGGGCUCUGCCCAGGAUAACAGCAUGGAGUACAUGGAGGUGUCUCUGGAUUCCUUGGAUCUGCGGGUGAAGGGAAUCCUCUCCUCGCAGGCGGAAGGUCUUUCCAAUGGUCCUGAAGCAAUGGAAGUUGAUGGUCUCCAGGAAGUUCCCCUCUGUAGCUGUCGAAUGGAAACCCCCAAAAGCAGAGAGAUCACCACGCUAGCCAACAACCAGUGCAUGGCCACCGAGAGUGUGGAUAAUGAGCUGGGCCGAUGCACAAACAGUGUGGUUAAGUAUGAACUGAUGCGCCCGUCUAACAAAGUCCAGCUUUUGGUGCUGUGUGAGGACCAUAGAGGGAGGAUGGUGAAACACCAGUGUUGCCCUGGCUGUGGAUACUUUUGCACUGCAGGCACUUUCAUGGAGUGUCAGCCUGAGAGCAGCAUCUCCCACCGUUUCCACAAGAACUGUGCCUCCCAGGUCAACGACACGAGCUACUGCCCACACUGCGGGGAAGAUGCCUCCAAGGCAAAGGAGGUGACAAUAGCAAAAGCAGACACAACUUCCACGGUGUCGCUGACCUACGAGCAGCAGAAACCAGCAGCAGUGGAGGGAAGGGCUGACACCACGACAGGAAGUGUCACUGGAACGCGGUUGUCUGAGGAAGACAAGCCAGAAAGUUCGGCUGCAGAGGGAUUUGACUUAGCUGGAUCUUCAGUUUUUCCAAAGCCUACUACUAGCCUGACCCAGGGACCAGUUAAAGAAACUCUGGAAAGUGCCCUGAUUGCCCUGGACUCUGAAAAACCCAAGAAGUUACGGUUCCAUCCAAAACAGUUGUACUUCUCCGCGAGGCAAGGAGAGCUGCAAAAAGUCCUGCUUAUGUUGGUGGAUGGAAUUGACCCUAAUUUUAAAAUGGAGCAUCAGAGUAAGAGAACCCCUCUGCAUGCUGCUGCUGAGUCUGGCCAUGUGGACAUCUGCCAUAUGCUGAUUCAGGCUGGUGCGAAUAUAGACAGCUGCUCUGAAGACCAGCGGACCCCACUGAUGGAAGCAGCUGAAAACAACCACCUGGAAACUGUGAAAUACCUUAUCAAGGCUGGAGCACUAGUAGAUCCUAAGGAUGCGGAGGGCUCCACGUGUCUGCACUUGGCUGCCAAGAAGGGGCACUACGACGUUGUUCAGUAUCUCCUGUCCAUAGGGAAGAUGGAUGUCAACUGCCAGGACGACGGAGGCUGGACGCCGAUGAUCUGGGCCACUGAGUACAAGCAUAUCGAACUGGUGAAGCUACUGCUUGCAAAGGGGUCAGACAUCAACAUUCGAGACAAUGAGGAAAAUAUUUGUUUGCACUGGGCUGCUUUUUCUGGCUGUGUUGACAUUGCAGAGAUUCUGCUGGCUGCUAAGUGUGAUUUACAUGCGGUGAAUAUUCAUGGAGAUUCCCCCCUGCACAUUGCAGCCAGGGAGAACCGCUACGAGUGUGUUGUUCUGUUUCUUUCCCGUGGCUCGGAUGUUACUUUAAAGAACAAGGAGGGUGAGACUCCACUCCAGUGCUCCAGCCUUAACUCUCAGGUCUGGGUGGCUCUACAGAUGAACAAAACACUCAGAGAAUCAUCGACUGAAAAGCCUGUCCAGAUUGAGAAGGUAGUGAGCAGAGACAUUGCCCGGGGCUAUGAGAGGAUCCCGAUUCCCUGUGUCAAUUCAGUGGACAGUGAGCCUUGUCCUAGCAACUACAAGUAUGUCUCACAGAACUGUGUCACCUCCCCAAUGGACAUUGAUAGAAACAUCACCCAUUUACAGUAUUGCGUCUGUAUAGACGACUGCUCCUCCAGUAACUGCAUGUGUGGCCAACUCAGUAUGCGCUGCUGGUAUGAUAAGGACGGCCGACUCCUGCCUGAAUUCAACAUGGCUGAGCCCCCACUGAUCUUUGAGUGCAAUCAUGCCUGCUCCUGCUGGCGGACCUGUAGGAACCGGGUGGUGCAGAAUGGGCUCAGGACUCGAUUGCAGCUCUAUCGGACGCAAAAGAUGGGCUGGGGUGUGCGAACGAUGCAAGACAUUCCACUGGGAACCUUUGUGUGCGAGUAUGUUGGUGAGCUGAUAUCUGACUCUGAGGCAGACGUCCGUGAAGAGGACUCCUACCUUUUCGACCUUGACAACAAGGAUGGAGAGGUGUACUGCAUAGAUGCCCGUUUCUAUGGCAACAUCAGCCGCUUUAUAAACCACCUCUGUGAGCCAAACCUCAUUCCCGUGCGAGUCUUCAUGUCUCACCAGGACCUCCGCUUUCCCAGGAUCGCCUUCUUCAGCACGAGGCACAUAGAGGCUGGAGAAGAAAUUGGCUUUGACUACGGUGACAGGUUCUGGGACAUCAAAGGCAAAUUCUUCAGCUGUCAGUGCGGUUCACCCAAGUGCAAACACUCGAGCUCAGCGCUGGCCCAGAGGCAGGCGAGCACCUCAUCCCAGGACACGCAGGAAAAUGGGCUCCCCGACACCAGCUCUGCCACAGCAGCCGGCCCCUUUUGAGGCUCCGCUCCUCAGAGACUGACUCGUUUUAACCCUAUAGAUUCACAUACUGUCUGAAUUUUCCAUUUAAAGAGAGAAAACCCGCUCGAGGAAAGCCAGGGCUUCGUGACACUUAGGGCUGUGCCGCCGACUGUUACUUCAGGAAUAAGUGAAAGCAAAUCUCACCUCUGUGGUGUUGUUCUCCCCUCCUGGUCCUGGAAAGCUGCUGGUUCUUACCGUGCCGAGGGGUGGCUGUUGCAUUUUUUUUUUUCCCAUGCCAGCUGUCCUGGCCUCCGUCUCUUAAUGUUCUUAAGUGUUGUCAGAGCCCAGGGAGAGCCGCCCGUCCUCUGAACGUUGUUAAUUGAAUGGAUCGCUCAUGCCAAGUCAUCUCCAGUUCACUUGUAAUAAACUUUGAGUACUUGAUGGGACUUUCUUUCUCAAGGCCGGGGGGAGCAGGGCAGGAGGGAGGCGCUGGCCAGGCUCUGCUGGUUGGUUUCAUUGCUCAGUUUGGUUGAAUUCCUCCCACAUCUCGCAGGACGUUGCGGUGGGGCCUCUCAUAGAAUCGUUUGAGUUGGAAGGGACCCUGAAGGUCAUCUGCUCCAACUCCUGCUUGCCCUACGCAUUUCUAACCGAUGCCUCCUCGUUACCCAUUGGCUUCUUACUCUUCCGAUGACAAGAACUCCACCAUGCUUAACCCCUUUGGUCCCUGAGCCAGCCAGAGACGCUUCCCUAAACCCCUCUCUGAAGCCCUCCAGCUCCAACCAGCUCCCGGCCACGCGGCGGAUCCAGCAUUUGCUUCAUCAAUGGAAGGAUCUCCCUCUCCUGCGGCGGUUGUAGAGAGGGAACGUUGAAGGGGAUUGUGUGAGACACUAACUGCUAAAGGAAAUCACUUUUUUUUAAUGAGAACACGGAUGAGAGAGACGUUGCAGAGACCCCCUGGGCGAGCAGCAGAGGGGCCGUGUUGCAGAGAAGCCCCCGAUGCCACCAGCUCGUCUGCUCCCAUCAAAGUGCUCAACUCCGGGCACCUUUGGUUCGUUUUUAAGCCACACGCUAUGAGGUUUCAAGAAACUGAUUUAUUUUUUACCAUUAUCGAAACAUUGGGGAGUAGCAUU